GGUGUGACUUCCAGCCAACCGUCGACAACUCCAGUGUUUAGACUUUAGAGCUCAGUUAAAGAUGAGGAGCGGCUCUAUUCCGAUGAGCCGAAUUAAAGUUCGACAUUAAAUCUGGGAAUUGACUACUCAGCAAUGAAAUGUAAGUGUUUCACUGUGCGUUUCACUUCCAACUUAAUCCUGACUGCGAGCAUCCCACGUUGAACACGUGGAUCUGCUGACACUGGACUCCUUGCUCACUUCUGACAUCCAGUGUCAGCAGCCAGUGCUUUGAAGAUGAUCAACCCUCAGAUAUGCCUCCACUACAACUACACAGGCAAGCUGGACCGACGGCCCAGAGUUGGCACAAACCCGGGCACAGUGGACACCAAAACCAUUGUGUUCCUUAUCAUAUGCAGCUUCAUUGUCCUGGAGAACCUCACCGUGCUGGUGGCCAUAUGGAGAAACCAAAGGUUCCACAACCGCAUGUACUUCUUCAUUGGCAACCUGGCGCUGUGCGACAUGCUGGCCGGAGUUGCUUACCUGGUCAACCUACUCCUGUCAGGAGAGAAGACCCUGCAGCUCUCACCAGCUCUCUGGUUUGUCAGAGAGGGAAGUAUGUUUGUAGCACUUGGUGCCUCCAUUUUCAGUCUCCUGGCUAUUGCUAUCGAGCGACACCUGACUAUGAUCAAAAUGAGGCCUUAUGAUGCCAAUAAGAACUACAGAGUGUUUCUGCUCAUAGGGACCUGCUGGCUGAUUGCUAUAUCUCUUGGAGCUUUGCCUAUUCUUGGCUGGAACUGCCUAGACAACCUCCCUGAUUGCUCCACAGUCCUCCCUCUCUACACCAAGAAAUAUGUGGCUUUCUGUAUCACAGUUUUCAUGGUUUUGCUCUUAGCCAUGUCAAUCCUUUAUGCCCGCAUAUACAUACUAGUUAAGUCCAGCAGCCGAAAGGUAAGCAAGCACAGAAACUCUGAGCAUGCAAUGUCCCUGCUGCGCACUGUCAUCAUUGUAGUUGGGGUCUUCAUUUCCUGCUGGACACCAAUCUUUAUCCUGCUCCUGGUGGAUGUGGCAUGUGAGCAGCGCUGUCCUAUCCUCUACGAGGCUGACUGGUUCAUUGGCCUGGCUGUGCUGAACUCAGCCAUGAACCCGGUCAUUUACACUCUGGCCAGCCGCGAGAUGAGACGGGCCUUUCUGAGUCUGGUGUGUGGCAUUUGCUUCAGGGGGAAGGCUUCUGUGAAUGGCAGUGGGAACAGGCAGUCUCUGGAGCCCAGCCGCAGCAGGAGCAAGUCGUGGAGCAGCCAGAACAACCCGAAUCAGAACCAGCAGAGCUCCAGACAGGCGGAGCUGGAAAAGGGUCAGGAGACGGACACGGCCCGUGGCGAGGUCUCAGUGGUGGCGGGUGGAGCUGCUAAGGCCGUCAUUGAGAGUGACAGAGCAGACUAACCUAAGGGAGCAAGAUGUGUACAGUAGGACAAUGAGGGUGGUCCUAAUGUGCAAUCCCAUGGGCUUGUGCAGUGGUCAGAAUUGGUGACGAAAAGGAAUUUGAGUUGGGAUUAAUUCAGAAAGAUGGAUUUCUUAGACUGCAAGGAAGGGGUUUCACCUGUGUUCUAUGUUGAUAAUUCUGCAUCAUCCAUAUUGGGAAGCAUAUUAAAAUGUCCACACUUGGCAUUAGACUGAUUACUGUAAGAGACACAAUCAGUACAACCUCUUUUUUCAAGUAAAGGUUAUAUUUCAUCACUGUCCAGUGACAACCCUGUAACUCCAACUAUGUUCAUUUUACAUUUGAACUGAAGGAUGAACUCUUUAUUGGUUUAGAAGAUAAACCAUCUAAAAACCCAUUAUUAUGGAUUAUCUGGAGAAAAUAAAAUGAUUUGUCACAAAGCUGAAAACUAUUUUUCUUAAUUAAUGCAAAUUGGACAUUUUGGAGGUACAGGGUUUUUUGCAGGACAAUGAUGAUUUGCUAAUGCAUGGUGCUCUUACAUUUGAAAGAAAAACAUUUACCUCUGGGGUUACAGAUGUGACCAGAUGUGACCAAAAAAGAAGUGAAAAGCCACCUGCAACGAAUUGAAGUGCAAUUAUAGUUAUGCAAACAUAAUGAAGAAUGAUUGUAGGCAAUGAUUAGUGUAAUGACAAUGGAAGUUAUUUAUUAUUCUCAGCCUAGUCUGUCAUUUUGUAUUUACUCAGUAAUACUACAGUAUGCGGUGCAGUUACUGUAUUGAAAACUGCAUUAGAAAAUUGCAUAUGUGAUGUAAAUGAGAUAUGCAAAAACCUGCUAGUGUUUUCUUUAUAUCGGCAGCAUUGUGUACAAACUGCUUCUGUUAUCACUGUACGAAGAAUUGAUGUGAUGUGUUUCAUAAAUAACUAAGUAGUUUUUAGUGAUACCAGGGCUCCAUCUGCUGGUUAAUAAUGGUAGUCAUUAUCUUCGCUGCUGACAAGAUAUUUUCAUAAAAUGCUGCAUUUUCAGAAUCUUUUCACCCCUCAUUUUAGUACAAAAAUGAAGUUGUUGUGAGCAUCUGUGUUUCACCUGAUUAUUCCAGAAGCCAACUCAAAUCAUUCUUAGAAGCAUGAGGUCAGUGAACUGAAGGAAGAGGCAUGUGAAAUAGUAAUACUUAACUACAUGCAGCUACUUUUUUGAUGCAAAAUAUUGGCUUUGACACAACAAAUCUCUUGUUUCCAGUAGAGGGCAUUUCUCUCCUUGUUAUGUGCAGUGUCUUCCUGAUUCCUUUGAGAAAAUAACUUCAAGGUUGUUUCACUCAUUUACAAACACAUAUGUAUUAGCUACUCACUUAUUUGUUGUAGUAUCUAACCGUGCAUGUCGUUUUUUAAUUUUACAGCCUUAGAGAUAUCCAUCUCUAAGAUGUCUUCAGUCACCACAAUACUGGAUAAUGGAUUUUUGUAUGUUGCUCACGCUGAAAAAAUACAUUUUAAAAUAUUCAACAGCAAAACAUUUUUUUUCUCUCUCCAGAAACAGCAUCCCUGUUACUGUGGAAAAGCUCAAGAUCUCAUAGUGAAUCGGUUUGAUGGGGACUACUUUUUGUACAAAAGAAAUACCCAUUAAAACCUUUGACAGUGUGUUCAAUGGAUUAUCCAUAAUAACAAGGACACUUAAUGAAAUUGAUUGUUUACAAUCCUGUCAGCACCUAAAAAUAAAAUCCAAUUCUCAGAAACUAUGCAUGGAAAGAUAUCAACGCAAAUCAUGUGAGGAAAUAUAUUAUGAGACAAUUUGGAUAAACCAAUCCUUUAAAAUAUUAUAGGAAACUACUGUGAGAACACUGAUUAAAUGCUGCAUCUACCAUACAAUGAAAUAUGUUAUUGGUUAUUACAGCAGAUACAACAGAGAUUCUACACAUUCACGGUUUUAUUGCCAACAGUACAGAAUAAUGAUAAACCCAUACAACCAAAAGAUUAAAUCUGUAAACAUAAUUUGGACUCUUUUUAUUUCCUUUUUUGUUUUUUUACUUUACCUGUUCCAAAAUAGUGAGUUUGUGUGAUUCCCUCUGACGAAGAUUUAUAUUUAGAAUCUGGAAAUGAUACACUUAUAAUAUAUAAUAGAGAGGGAGGGAGGGAGAGAGAGACAGAUAGAUAGAGAAAACGGUAGUCUCAAGCAGCAACACGCAGCAGGGCAAAACACAACCUCUAGUGAACAGGCAUGCCCCAUUGAAGAUCAGCUAUUGCACUUUGAAAAGAGAAAUAAAAAUACCAUUUGUACAAAUAAAAGGCACAUUUUUAUCAACAGAAAUCUGGAAAGAAGCCAUGUUCUUUCUGUGUCCCAGCGUGUUUGGUUGUAUCAUUUCUUUAUACCACACAGCUAAUCAUCACGUGCUCGGAGACAUUCAAGUAUGUAGUUGUUCCUGCUUUAUAUGUAUAUGCUUUGUUCAAAACCACAUUUUUUAAAGAUGAUUCUACAAAUUUGCUUUUCAGAAAUACAGAGUAAUCA
Messenger RNA from Etheostoma cragini (Arkansas darter), 3913 nucleotides. RefSeq names its product sphingosine 1-phosphate receptor 3. The record is from RefSeq and is a predicted model, not a curated record. Lineage: Eukaryota; Metazoa; Chordata; Actinopteri; Perciformes; Percidae. Gene Ontology annotation, molecular function: sphingosine-1-phosphate receptor activity. Gene Ontology annotation, biological process: G protein-coupled receptor signaling pathway. The transcript has 2 exons. Gene Ontology annotation, cellular component: membrane. The coding region runs from base 274 to 1419 and encodes 381 amino acids.